Messenger RNA from Homalodisca vitripennis (glassy-winged sharpshooter), 1616 nucleotides. It is a transcript of the gene Bub3, whose product is annotated as mitotic checkpoint protein BUB3. The coding region runs from base 529 to 1515 and encodes 328 amino acids. The transcript has 8 exons. Gene Ontology annotation, molecular function: ubiquitin binding. The record is from RefSeq and is a predicted model, not a curated record. Gene Ontology annotation, biological process: mitotic spindle assembly checkpoint signaling. NCBI's taxonomy places the organism in Eukaryota, Metazoa, Arthropoda, Insecta, Hemiptera, Cicadellidae. Gene Ontology annotation, cellular component: kinetochore; bub1-bub3 complex; mitotic checkpoint complex.
UUUUCAUCAUUCCAUCAGUUCAGUUUUUUGGUGUGAGCUCACAUCAAUUUUGCAUACACACGUUCAGUUGUUCACAGAAUUUUUCACACCGAACUAACCGUGUGUAGCCCGCUUAAUCUGUCAUUCAUUGGUAAACUCACCCUAUGUAAAGAAAUUAAAAAUCAACAAGCAACAAUUGAUUUAUUGCAAUCACUGAGUUAAAAGUAAAACAUAUCGAUGAUUGUUCUUGUUAGAUUCUUCCGUUCUAUCUUCACACUGAUAUUAGUACUUAUUUUUCUCUUAUAAUUUUUUUAUAAAAAAAACAAGAUCCAAUUUUUCUUCUCUAUGCCAGACCCUUUCGCCGCUCAGCUUUGAGCAGUUUAUUUUGAUUAACGUAUCCUAUCCCUACCUAGCCCAUUUGUGAUUGACUUGGAAAGACGGCGCCUUUAUUGUGAAGUUUGUGUUUAUAAAUAGUGUUGGUUAGUUUUGAAAAGAUAGACUGUUACGCUGUUUCCUUAUUGGCUUAUUUCAUAAUUUGAAAAGGAUAAGAUGACAGGAGAAUCAAGAACUGAGUUUAAAUUGAAAUCUCCUCCAGAUGAUGGAAUUUCAUCUGUAAAAUUUGGACCAAACUCUUCUCAGUUUUUAUUAGUGUCAUCAUGGGACUGUACUGUAUCACUAUAUGAUGUUCAAACAAAUAAUUUAAGAAUAAAGUAUUCUCACGAUAGACCUGUCCUGGAUGUCUGUUUUCAGGAUGCUGUUCACAGUUUCAGUGGAGGACUGGACAAUACACUCAAAAUGUAUGAUUUUAAUAGUAAUUCUGAGAGUGUAUUGGGUUCUCAUGACAAUGCUAUAAGAGCAGUGGAAUAUUCAAGUGAAGUGAAUGGAAUACUCACUGGGAGCUGGGACGCCACAGUGAAGAUGUGGGAUCCAAGGGCAUCUCGAUGUGUUGGAAAUUAUACACAACCAGAUAAGGUGUAUACGAUGAGUUUAUGUGGUGAGAAGUUUGUUGUGGGAACUGCAGGACGUAAAGUAUAUGUCUGGGAUCUGCGUAAUAUGGGCUACAUCCAGCAGCGGCGAGAAUCUAGUCUGAAAUAUCAGACUCGAUGCAUAAGAUGUUUCCCAAACAAACAGGGAUACGUGUUAAGUAGUAUUGAAGGAAGAGUUGCAGUGGAAUAUUUGGAUACUGGAGCAGAAAUGCAAAAGAAAAAAUAUGCUUUUAAAUGCCACAGACUUAAAGAAGGAGGCAUAGAGAAAAUAUACCCUGUCAAUGCCAUAAGUUUUCAUCAGGGUUACAACACAUUUGCAACAGGAGGUUCUGAUGGAUAUGUCAAUAUUUGGGACGGUCAGAAUAAGAAAAGGUUAUGUCAGUUCCACCGGUACAAUGCUUCUAUUGCCUCUUUGUGUUUUAGCCAUGAUGGCUCAGUUCUUGCGAUAGCCUGUUCAUACAUGUAUGAAGAAGAUACUCCUCCUGAUCCAAUGCCAGAGAAUAAUGUCUUCAUACGCUACGUCACUGAUCAAGAAACAAAGCCAAAGUGAUUUAUAUCCAUCAAGAUGUAAAAGACUACAACCUUCCACUCAAAAAUCUUUUCUAUUGCAUUUUAUGGGAUAGUAUAAUAAAUUAUUAUUGUGUACAUUUA